Anneissia japonica is the source of this 3280-nucleotide messenger RNA. RefSeq lists its product as uncharacterized. The record is from RefSeq and is a predicted model, not a curated record. The transcript has 5 exons. The coding region runs from base 35 to 1018 and encodes 327 amino acids. Lineage: Eukaryota; Metazoa; Echinodermata; Crinoidea; Comatulida; Comatulidae.
CACUCGUGCCCACUCUAAGUAUCUGUAUUUCAAGAUGGAAACGAUUGUAUUAAAGUCUAGGCCUAAUUAUUGUCUGCGAGUGUUUACGAUUAUCUCAUUAUUUGCUAUUUUCCAACUCUCGGAUGCAAUCCAUUCUCGUAGAAGUGAUAAUAGAGAACCAGCAUAUUUAUUUUCUAAAGUUCUAGAAGCUCUCACUGAUGCUAAAAAUGAGAUUCUAUUGUCAGCCAGUACAAGUGGAGAAGCUUCGAAUACUUGCACCCAGCCGCUGCUGAAGCCUCUGCAUUCAUUCAAUGACCAAAGAGUGGCCACUGAAAUAAGUCUUCAGUGCCCAAGAAGUACACAACUGCGAGACUGUCUUUCUAAAGGAACUGUUAUGAAAUCUGUUGAAGCAUUUUGGAGUCAAGAUUUUCGUACCGAAGUUAUAAAAUUGUGUUGUGUUGUCGAUUUUUGUAUGAGAAACAGCAAAGACUGUACAUCAAUCUUUCCAGAAAAUAAGAUAAAAUUACUUUCCUCCCAAUCUUCAAGUAGCUUUACCAUGGUAUUUCUAAAUAAACUGCUCUGCAAAGACGAGAUGGUGAUGUCGGAGGAAUGCAGCAAGAUGAGCAUCGUUGCCUUAAAUCUCCUUUCAGCAGAAUCCCAGAUUGAUGGUAUAAGUGAAAUAUUUGACAUUUGCAAUCCAAAUAUGACAUCAGAUAUCCUAAGGUUAAUUCAAAUAAUUGCUGGAAAUUUAACAUCUUUGGAAAUGAGGCAGCUUUCAUCACAACUGAAUGGUGUUGGCAUAGAUACAUCUGUUACUAGGGAAAAGGCUGAAAAGUCAAUGCCCUCACAGAUCACUCUUGCUUUGAUAAGUGUAUGCAUGCUCCUUGCCUUCAGCUUCAGCCUGACUAUCUGGGCUGUUUACCAAAAACUCACCGGUCGUCUUGAUCCUCGCAGUCACGUAUUGUAUUCUCAGAUCCAUGUUCAUGAUGACAAUUUGUUUCAGGAUGACGACGACGAUUAUGAUGAUCAGAUUGCUUGAAACUGUUUGUUCAUUGUUUGAUGAGUUAAUUAAUAUUACUUAUUAGAUUUUAAAAUAAAAAACAAGUACACUGAUAAGCAGCUGUGCAUGCUAUUUUGAGCUGUGGACCAUUGCUUUAAGCUGUGAACUAUGGAUCUGUAAACCAUGGAUUUAAGUUGUAAAAUAUGGAUUUAAGCUGUAAACUAUGGAUUUGAGCUGUGCAUCAUGGAUUUAAGAUUACCUAUGGAUUUGAACUGUAAUCUAUCGGUUUCAACUGUGAACCAUGGAUUUUAGCUGUGAACCAUGGCUUUGAGCUGUAAACUAUGGAUUUGAGGAUGCAAACUAUGAAUUUAAACUGUAAACUGUGGAUUUUAACUGUGAACCAUGGAUUUAAGGUGUUAACUAUGAAUUUGAGCUGUGAAUCAUGGAUUUGCGCUGUGAACUUAGAUUUAAGCUGUUAACUAUGGAUUUGAGCAGUAAAUCAUGGAUUUAAACUGUGAAUCAUAGAUUUAAGCUGUGAACCAUGGAUUUGAGUUUUGAACUAUGGGUUUGAGCUGUGAACCAUGGAUUUGAAAUGUGAGCCAUAAACCAUAAAGUUUUUGAACAAAUUUCAGCCGUGAGCCAUGAUUUUGAGCUGUAUGCUGCAGAUUUUACCUUGUGAGCUAAGAAUUAGGCUUCUAAGUAUAGCUAACUAUAGCUUUUGAAGCUGUAAACUACAUGUGUACAUUGUUAGCAAUUUAUUGGUAUUGAGCUACAUGUAGGAGUGGGAAUAUAGAGGGAGGGAAAUAUGGGUGCAUUUUGCUUGGGAGAAAGCAAAAAAAUGUAUUAGAAUCUACCUACAGUAUUUGUACGCAUUGUUUAAACCAAGAGCUAUAUUUAUCAAUACGGUGUUUUUAUGUAUAAUAGAUUUUAAAAGGAAGCAAUAUUGAAACCAAAGAGAUUGUUUGAAGAGGAUAUCCAUCAAAUUACUUAAUUGAACAAACAUUUGGAAGAUGUUCUAAUUAUUUAUUAAUAUUAUACUGUAUUAUGUAGUUGCAUCAGGCUUUAGCAUGUUCAUUAUAAUUGUAUGCUAGAAUCCUAUGUUGAAUAUAGCUGACUCAAUUUCUAUCAAAGUACUCUAUAUUUCAAAAGUAGCAUUUUAUAGUAUGAUACAUGUUUAUUUUAUAUUUGUUUCACAAGUUUUUGCCCCCAUUUGAUGGGUUUCAUCAGAUGUUGCCAACUCUUACAUUGUAAUAGAACAAAUGUGGCAAAGACAAGCAAAACCAGUCACUCGUCGCAAAAGUUGAUCUUUAGUUAUUAAUACAGGGUUAACAGUAAAGUGAGAGCUAUAAAGUGGUAAAAGAAUUCAACAUUUCCAUAUGAAGCAUUUAAACAUGCAGCUGUUUAAAGAACAAUAUUUGAGAAAUCAACCUUCAAAGUUCAUGAUUUCAGGCAUUUCUCAGGCAGAAACCAUCACCAAAUUGUUGUUUUAACACUGAAAAUAGGGAAAAUAACAGCAUAGCAUGAUGUAAUAGUUAUAUAACAGUUAGUUUAGUGCAAUAAAAUAGAUUUUAAAAAUAUUUGACAUUCCAGCAUGUUUUGAUCAUGAUUUUAGUCAAGUGACUGGUUUGGCUGGUCUUGCCACAAAUAUAGAUUUUUUCUGAUUGCAUUUUAUCCAAUAUUGAUCAGCUAUCUCAGUCCCAUCCCAAAAAUUUCUUACCAGUCACCUCUGCUGUUGUCUCUACGUUCUCCUUAAUAGUAGUAACUCUUCUAGUAUUUUAUCCAAUCCUGCAAGGUUGUUCAUACACUGUUGAAUUUUGGCAGGAUUCCCAGUACGAGCCCUGCAUGCCACCUGUCUUGAAGGCCUAUAUCAUUGCAAUCAUAAUGUAUUUAUGUAGUUGCAAUGAAGCAUAAAAUACUCGUUCACAAAAAAAACCCUGUCACUUCAUCUGCUGCCGGCAUAGACAAAGGUGUCUGAUUUGAACAAAAUCUUCCAAAACAAUGUGUUAACUCAGCUGAAAAUAUGCCAGUCUUUCAAUUUGUAAAUACUAUCUCUUUCUAAAUUGCUACACAUGAACAAUUAAAGAGAAAUUUAUAUUGUUAAAAAAAAAAUUUAAGUAUAAAGAGUGCAGUUUAAUUCCUUGAUGUUUAAGAUGAUUAUUGUCCAAUCCCAGUGUCUUGUUAUUGCGGCAAUAUUUUGGCUAAAAACAAUUCUACUCUCUAAGCCUUAGGCAAGACUUUUUAUGUCUUGUUUAGCGAACCCGGCGACCGCCAAUCAGUGUUAAUUUUGAAUAAAAAUAAAAU